Molecule: messenger RNA, 2204 nt
Organism: Sardina pilchardus (European sardine)
Lineage: Eukaryota; Metazoa; Chordata; Actinopteri; Clupeiformes; Clupeidae
Product: trafficking regulator of GLUT4 1-like
Exons: 6
Coding region: 176-868 (230 amino acids)
Cellular component (GO): membrane
Source: RefSeq, a predicted model, not a curated record
UCCGUUACCCGAACAAAGGACUCGCACGCGAAUUUUUUUAGGCGUACUGUAGCCUACAAUUUCCAUCUUUGGAGCUGUUUCUACAGAGAAGCGUACUAAGCAGCCUGCCGGCGUCUGAGGGAGAGAGGAAGCCUGUCUGGUGACCUAGGACACCGCAGCCACGGAGACCAUCUCCAUGGAUAUGGACCAGCAUCCCCCAGCCAGCGAUGGGGAGACCCCCGUCGCUGUGACGAUCCCCGUCGCCGUGACGACGCAGCCUCCACCCUUGGAGACGGACUCGUUCCCGUGCCUACGGCCGCUGUCUCUCCCCCAGCAGCACGUGUCCUCGGAGGUGGUGGUGGUGGUCAAGGACAAGACGGAGAACGGUGGGACAGCGGGCUUGAAGAAGAAGAGGAGCGAGUCUCUGAAGUAUCACAGUGUCCACUCGUCGGGGGCCACUUCUCCGUCGUCGUCGUUUGUGGCGCGUGGUCCUCCGCGGCGGAGCCACUCCAUCCCGCACACGCACCACCCGCAGCUGAGCCGGACGCGGCCCGGCAGCCGCAGCGGCUCCAUCGCGUACACGGCCUUCUCGCCGCGGCCCUCCAUCUCCCGCCACUCCUCCAUCGCCACCACCAGCGCCGCCGACACCAGCAAGCCCCGAGACUACCUGCUGCUGGCCGUCAUCGCCUGCUUCUGCCCCGUCUGGCCCAUCAACAUCGUCGGCUUCGUCUACUCUAUCAUGUCUCGGAACAGUCUAGAACAGGGGAACAUCGAUGGGGCGCGGCGCCUGGGGCGCGUUGCUAAGCUACUGUCCGUGGUGUCACUGGUGGGGGGCGUGGUCAUCAUCGUGGCGUGUGCUGUUAACCUCUCCAUAAAUGUGAAGGCCUGAGAGGAGCAGGGUGGCGCGCCUGGCCUGAGACUCCGACCUUUGACCCCUGUGGACUACGCAGCGCACCCUCUUGAUUGCUUCAUCUCUAUGACGAUCCUCCCGCUCCCUCGUCGCCAGGUACCUCAUCUCAGCAUCCCUUCAGCUCAUCCUUGCGGGAUGCUGUUGCCCUGGGUUACCGCAUCCUUGGAUCACGGAUGAUGCUGUCCAGAGGCUCGCGAGUGAGCACUGACCCAGUUCCAGAGUGGACCGGACCCAGCUCAGCAGCACCGAGCACCCGCAUCACUGUCACCUAUUCAUCCAGAACCUUCCAGCCACCUCGGGUCACUCCGAGCAGAUCCACUCUCUCACACACACACACACACACACAUACAUACCAGUGAGCGAUGAUCCCCUCCUCUAACACGGAGUUCUGUUGCCAAAUAUACUGCUGAGAGCAUUAUGGGAUGGAGACAGGACCAACCACACACACACACCCCUCCACACACACACACACACACACACACACAGAGAGCUCUAUUAGCUCAGAGCGUGUGGUGGACGAGAGGAGUGUGUGAGCUCAAAGGACAGAAGGGGUCAGGGUGGCAGACAGAAGAGGAGAUGAAGACACACACACACACACACACACACAGGGUGGCAGACAGGAGAGGAGAUGAAGAGGGAGAGGGAGAUCAACAACAGUGUCAGCGAUUCUACACACACACACACACACACACACACACACACACACACACACAUACACACACUGCGGCCCACUUUCAGCGGAGUCUCGGAGAUGACCCGGCCCCUCUCACGUCACGGUGACACAACCCACACACACACACACACACACACACACACACACACACACACACACACACAUCACGGUGACACAGCACGGAAUCUAAUCAGACAUGCCGCACAAACCUGAGGGGACAUUUCUGUCUUGAGAGCUGAGGGGUGGGGUUGAAGUGAGUGUGUGUGAGUGUGUGUGUGUGUGUGUGUGUUGGGACUCAGGCCUUGCCAGUUCUCGUCAUGUUCUCCAGUGCUGCUGCUGUGGACAGAUCGGGAGCAAUUGGGCGGGACGUGCUACGACCCGACACAGCUGGUGAGUCAGGCAGAACCGGAUGGAACCAAACGGAACCCUGCACUGGAGAACACUCUCUGACACACUCGCGCACACACACACACACACACACCAGAGGUGGACAGAGACUUGUGCGACCCCUCUUUCCCUCGGCAUCUUCCACCUUCACAGCAGAGGACAGAUUUUAAUUUCAAGCUGCUUGCCACGCAAGGACUUGCACGCACACACACACACACACACACACUCACACACACACACACACACACACACACA